Trichobilharzia szidati is the source of this 4227-nucleotide messenger RNA. NCBI's taxonomy places the organism in Eukaryota, Metazoa, Platyhelminthes, Trematoda, Strigeidida, Schistosomatidae. The record is from the annotation of a GenBank genome assembly.
UAAUAACAAUGAUGCAUUAAAACAUUAAAACAAAAAAUUGCUGAAUAAUCCUUUUACUCUUCUCUCUGGAAUACAUUUAUGUAAUACUGAUAAUAAAAUGAUACAAAAUGGAGAAAAAUAAAAAGCGGUUUAUUUAAGUACUAAAACAAACAUAUUUGUAUAAUAAGUGAAAAGUAACAAUGUUGAACAUUGAGCAUACUUCAUUCGUUAUCCUGCAUAUCAUUACACUAUUCAAUGGAAUUUACUUGUGUUGUGCAGCUGAAACAGAAAAUAAUAAAUUAUCCACAUAUCAUGAUCCUUGUCAAUCCAAACCGUGUCAGAACAAUGCUGAUUGUGUAAAUAUUCAUGACUGGAAAGGAAGAAGAACGUCAACAAAUGGAUUGAACACACAGUCAGAUUAUUACUGUGUAUGUUUAAAAGGAUGGACAGGACAAAAUUGUACAGAAGAUAUUGAUGACUGUGUUAAACAACCUUGUUUAAAUGGUGGCACUUGUGAAGAUAGACCUAAUAUGCGAUUUUAUUGCCAUUGUCCAGCAGAUUAUGUUGGUCAGACAUGCGAACAUAGAAACCCGUGUCAAAUAAGUCCUUGUCUAAACGGUGGCUUGUGUCAAUCUGAUCCAUUUGGUCAGUUCUCUUGUAAAUGUCCACGGUGGUAUACAGGAUUACGUUGUGAAAAGGAAAUCAAUCCAUGUUACCCGAAUUCUCCAUGUUUGGGCAAAAAUUCAGUUUGUCAUUUAAUAACAUCCAAGAAUAGAAUAAUUUCUGGCCCACCAUUUUUAAUUCGUAAAUCAGAAUAUAUUACAGAUUUUCAAUGUGACUGUGGCUCUGGUUUUACUGGUCGUUACUGCGAUAUGAAACAGAAUUUAUGUCAGAUAAACAGUUGUCAGAAUGGUGCAACUUGUUUACAGAAUGGAGAAAACUACCGUUGUCUUUGUCCCGUAGGAUUCACUGGAACCUUCUGUAAUAUACGCGUGAAUAAUGCCAAACAUUUAACUUCAAACUCAAGUAUUCGCCUUCCGAAUAUAACAUCAGUGAACGCUGAUACGAAACAAAAGUUCAACUUAUUCAACGAUUACUGUUCUCAUAUUGGAUGUGACAGUGCAAGACCUGGUGAUGGUAUCUGUCAAGCGAAUUGUAUUUAUGCUAAUUGUUUAAAUGCUGAACUUGAAUUAAAAUAUGACUGUCAGUAUUGGAUAAAAUGUUUACAGUUAACUGUACAACCUAUGCGACAGUAUAAUCAAACAACUUGUGUAGAACAAUUUAAAAAUGGUAAAUGUCAACCAGAAUGUAAUCGGAAUGAAUGUUACCUGGAUGGCUUCGAUUGUUUGCAAUCUGUGUCACAUUGUGAACUCUCUGACUCAUGUCUGCAAACAUAUGGUGACGGUGUUUGCCAGAAAUCCUGUAACACAUUUCAAUGUGGAAAUGAUGGAGGAGAUUGUGACAAUGGGUCGAAAGAAGAAGAAAGUCAUAAUUAUGUAAGAAAAUAUGUUCUAUUCUACUUGAACACAAAUCAAUCACAAUUUAUGGAAAAUCGUAAUCAAUUCUUAGGCAAUUUAGGACAAAUUCUUCAAGCGCUUGUAAGAAUUGCUAAAGAUGAGUCUACUGGUGAAGAUUUAGUUGAAGAUAUUCCAAGUAAAUACCAAUUUAAGUUACUUUUGGAAGUCAUUAGUCCGUCAUCACCAUCAAAUUUAGUGUGCAAAGAAACUGACACACACUUGUGUACAAAUCCGAUUGUUCUGCUACUUAAAACAAACGAGUUAAAAGAUUAUAUUUUAGCUGCGUUGACUACAGUCAAGUACAGAUCACUUUUCAGCAUCAAAUACUUCACAUUUGUUGAUUCUCCGAGUCAGUCUCACUUUAAAGCUCCAUGGGAAGAAGAUACUCCACCUAAAACAAGGAUUUCAAAGGAAGCUAUCGGUCUUUAUGUUUGUAUAUGCAUUCUAGCCGGAAUAACUAUUCUACUGGUUCUGUUUCUUGUAUUCCAACGUGACAACAGUUGGCAAAAGCCACUGAAAAGGGUUAGAACAAAUGGCAUCUGGUGUCCACCUAUACCACCGAUCUAUGAGAAGAGUAAUCAAGUUGAAAUGGUUGGAGCCCAAUCAACCAUGUAUUAUACUGGAAUAAACCCAACCGUUUCAGCAGAACCUACACCAUCGUCAAUGUUAAUACCUACAACUCUGAAUACAUCUAAAACUUCAAACAAUGCAUUCAAACAAGCAUUACCAUCGUCCAUAUUGAGAACUUAUUUGAAUCCAUCUGUUGUUGAUGAGAAAGAAAAAUUCCUGCCUCAAAACUGGGGAAAGUAUGAUACUGAAGGAAAUCCUACCGGAGUCAUUGCAGCAAAUGAGAUUCCAAAUACCGAUUUUGAAUGGGUUGACGGUUACUCUUCACCUUGGAAGAAAAAACGUCCUAAUCAGGACGAGAUCGUGGCGGAUUUCCUGUCCGACAAUAGUAUGAAUUUGUUUACUUCUCCAAAGUGUAUGGACAAUUUCUUUACGCAACAAGAUGAAAUUUAUAAUUGUGGAAAACUGGAAGAGAAAUAUCAACAAAGAGAGUGUAACCUGAAACUUGGGGAGAGAUUUGACUCCUCUAUGUUUGUGCCAAAUCAAACAGCCAAGGAUUCUGAAGUCAUUGAUGUAAACAAAAAUGCUACAAAUAUCAUUUGUAACAAUGAAAUAAAACAGGUUGUUCCUGAUAAUCCUGUAAAAAAGGAACUUACUGAAAUCAUCACAUCAAUGGAUGGUUUACAUCCAUGCAAUACUGUACAACACAACCAAAUUGAAAAUCUUUUAACUCUAUACCAUAAACAGAAUAAAUGUGAAGACAAAUUUAUUGGUCCCGAUAAACCUAUAGAAUAUUUAGAUGAAAAUGUAUCAAAACCAGCUAUUCCACAAAGCCAUAAUAUCCUCCACUUGGCAGCUCAUAUGAAUGCUGGACAUGAUGUUAUCUCUAAAAUAUGCCAUAAUGUACAUAAUCAAGAAUCUUUUAACACCUUUUAUAUCGAUUCAUCCGGUAGAACAGCUUUGUGUAGCGCUGCAGCAGCUAAUUCCUUAGAGUCGAUCAAUUCACUUUAUCAUCUUGAGAAAGAAGUACUUGCCAGUAAAAAAUUAGUGAAAUGUCUUAAAUCAAAUCAAACUACAGCAGUGAAAUCAGUUUGUCGUUCAAGAAAACGUUGUCAAACUUAUGAAUCAGGUCAGUGUACACCAAUCAUAGCAGCUAUACAAGCAGGAAAUGAUGAAGUAGUCAGAGUAUUGCUAGACGAAGGUUGUUCAUACAAUACAACUGAUCAAUAUGGACGUAAUGCUGUGCACUGGGCAGCAGUAACUAAUUCCAUCACAGUGCUGAAUCGUUUAGCACAGUGUAAAGGUUUUGCUAGACUGAUGAAUAUGAAAGAUGACUGGGAUAGAACACCGAUCAUGUUGGCUAUACGUGAAGGUUGUGAAGAGGCUGUAGAAUUUCUACUUCACAAACAAGCUAAAAUUGAAGUCGUCGACUGUAUGGAAAAUGACUGUUUAUCAUUGUGUAUGGAAAAAGGUUACGGAAAAAUUCAUGAAUUACUUUUAAACUAUAUCAGAUCAAGAGGUUUAGAUUCAAUGUCGGCAAUAGAUGAUAAGAAUAUAAAGUCAACUGAUGGAAAUCCUGCGUUAAGUAAACAAGAAAGAACGCUAAUGUCAGCAUUAGAAUCAGACCAUACAAGAGCCCCUAUGACCACUACAGAGGUGAACAAUCCAUCGACAGAUUUAACACAGUGUGGCUUAAGCCAGAUAACUGGACUUGACUGGGUAAGUUUAAGUGAUAACACAGAUUCAGAAGAGAUGAGUGAUUGUGAUAGGUUCACUGGAGAUGUGGAUGAAGAGGACGAUGAAAUUAUCCCUAAAGUAGCCAACACAGAUACACAUUCUUCAUCGCAGUCUGGAUAUCUAUGAUGCAUCACUUUUCAACAGAUUACGUGUACUUAUAAGAAUCAGAAGGUUAACAGAGUAAUAGGCAAUGUAACUUGACUUAGAAAUAUUUUGUUUUUACCACACCGGUCUCUGCUGUACAAAGAAUAUAUUUUGAUGUAUUUAUAUUUUUGUUAGAUAAUAAGGGCUUUUUCUACUGUAUAACGCUUUUUGUUUAUUCAAAUUAUCUUUGGAUAUUGUACUUAAACGAUUCUUUUUUGUGUAUAAUAAACUUUUUAACUCAUAAAUAUGAUUUCGUUACUACUUACUAAAAAGUAAAUAGUAG